This is a messenger RNA of Nicrophorus vespilloides, 1571 nucleotides long. RefSeq names its product sodium/potassium-transporting ATPase subunit beta-2-like. Gene Ontology annotation, cellular component: sodium:potassium-exchanging ATPase complex. Gene Ontology annotation, biological process: intracellular potassium ion homeostasis; potassium ion import across plasma membrane; intracellular sodium ion homeostasis. The coding region runs from base 356 to 1282 and encodes 308 amino acids. Lineage: Eukaryota; Metazoa; Arthropoda; Insecta; Coleoptera; Silphidae. Gene Ontology annotation, molecular function: ATPase activator activity. The transcript has 5 exons. The record is from RefSeq and is a predicted model, not a curated record.
AUACUCUCGUAAUCCGAGUGUCGUUACGUCCGAGUUAAACGUCAAUUAAGAAGUGCUUAAAGUGGCUUAAAGUUAAGUAGGUGGUGACGGUCAAAGGGUGUCCGUCCACUUUGGCAACAGCGCGAUGGACGGACCCCGCCUACCUUCAAGCAUAGGUAACCAUAGAGAGAGAGUUCACAGGUGGCAACCGAACCAAGCCAAACAAACACACGAGCACCAUCAUAUUCCGUCCAACCAUUCAACCGUCCAUUUGUUUGGUAGUUAGUUAGUUAGUUACAUGUAGUUUCGAGUGAAGCGUACGAUAAAAUAAAGAAACAAAUGCUUCGUUAACAUUCCUCAAGAAGAAAGAUUCAUCAUGACCGCAUCACCGAAGCACCAGAUGAGCGAGAAAGAAAGGUACGCGAAUUUCCUGUACAACAAAGAGGACGGCACCUAUUUGGGCCGCAGCAAGGAGGGCUGGGCCAAAAUAUGUCUGUUUUACCUGGUGUUCUAUGGCAUGUUGGCGGCCUUGGUAGCAAUAUGCAUGUGGGUGUUCUUCCAAACUCUGGACCCGAGGAUACCGAAAUGGCAGAUGGACAGCUCCAUCAUAGGCACGAAUCCAGGGUUGGGUUUCAGACCGAUGCCCACCGCCGACAACGCCGAAUCCACGCUGAUCUGGUUCGAGGGAUCUAACAAGACCAACUUCAACAAAUGGGUUAAUAACUUGAGCGCAUUCCUCGACAAGUAUUAUACGCCCGGUAAGACUGAGAAAGGAACGGCUUCGAUCCGUAAGUGCAGCUACAACCAGCCGCCCAAGAGGGGUCAAGUUUGCGAUUUUGACGUGCGGCUGUGGGGCGAGUGCAGCCCUGACAAAUUCUUCAAUUACCAUAGGAACGCUCCUUGCAUCUUCCUCAAGCUGAACAGGAUCUACGGAUGGGUCCCGGAGUAUUAUAACGACAUCCACGAUCUUCCAGAAAACAUGCCGGAUGAUCUCAAGAAGCACAUUGCCAGCGUCAAACCGGAAGAGAGAAAUACUAUUUGGAUUAGCUGCGAAGGUGAAAACCCCGCCGACAUCGAGUAUUUGGGUCCAAUUAGCUACCAUCCGCAGGUACAAGGUUUCCCCGGUUACUACUAUCCGUACGAGAACUCGGAAGGCUACUUGAGCCCUCUGGUUGCCGUGCAGUUUUUGAGGCCAGUUUCUGGUAUCGUCAUUAAUAUUGAAUGCAAGGCUUGGGCCAAGAACAUCAAGCACAGUAGAGCCGACAGGACCGGAUCCGUUCACUUCGAGCUUCUGAUCGAUUAGACACAUCUAAAUAUUAUUAAACGAAGAAGAAGAAAAAAAAACAGUUUUAAUUUUUAAUUCAUAAGCAAAAGGAGGAAGCGCGACUCGUACAGUUGGUUGCAGUACCACCAAAGACACCGUGGUUCACGAUGAUUUUAAUUUUUACCUUUUUAUUCGUAUGUACAUAUAUUUGUUUCACAUUUUAUAUAUAUAUAUUUCUACAAUCAUACCUAUUUUGUUGAGCUUUUCAUCUGUAAUGAGAAAAAUAGAAAAUAAUAUAUAUUACUAUGUUAAUAAAUUAUUUCCUGUA